AGAGUAGUAGCGGCUGUUGCCUAACUAAAUCAUCUUAAUUAACCCCAUGUAUCUAUCGGCGGCGAGGCGGCUGUUGCCAGCGGCGAUCUGCCGGCGCACUCCUCGAUUAGGCUCUCCUACUCCUUUCUCUGCCCCAAUCGCACACCGGGCGGCAUUUUCAGCGGGCACCGCCGAGAACGCUCAAAAUCACAAGACUGAAUAUGCCGCUGCUUUCAAUUCGCCGUCGUCGUCAGAUGAAGGGCGGAACCCUAGAGCCACCGCCAUCCCCAGAGCUCACUGGCAAGAAGAGCAGGCGCGAGUUCUUCAUGCCUCGCUCGGCCACGUUAUUAGAUUAGGAUGGACUGAUGCUGCAAUGGUUGCUGGAGCGAAGGAGGUUGGUCUCUCUCCUUCUAUUGUAGGAUCAUUUCCUCGAAAGGAAGCUGCUCUCGUCGAGUUUUUCAUGGAUGAUUCUCUGCAAAAGUUAAUUGAUAUUAUUGACACAAAAGAGGAUUUGAAGAACUUGAUCCCGAGCCACCGUGUAUCCAAGCUUGUCAGAAUUCGCUUAGAGAUGCAGGCACCUUAUAUCUCAAAGUGGCCUCAGGCACUUAGCAUACAGGCACAACCUUCGAAUAUUUCAACAAGUUUUAAGCAAAGAGCAAUGCUUGUUGAUGAAAUUUGGCAUGCUGCUGGUGAUGAGGCCACUGAUACUGAUUGGUAUGUGAAGCGCACAGUCCUUGGUGGAAUAUAUUCGACAACUGAACUAUACAUGCUGACAGAUAAUUCCCCAGAUUUUCAGGACACAUGGGAUUUCUUGGAUGAACGAGUUAGAGAUGCAUUUGAUCUGAAAAAGACACUUCAAGAGGUAAAAUAUUUGGCAGAAGCAGUGGGGGCUGGGAUGGGAGGUCCUGCGCAAGGUUUUGUGAAGAAAAUCCUUCAGGGUUGACUGUUUAGAAGGGUGGUAGGAAUAAUUUGACUGCUUUUAAUUUUGCUUCCUCUUCUAGUAUUUUAUAUACUACCAACUUUCUCUUCAAUUGAAGGAAAUAUAUGGUAUGUAUCUUCAAUAAGAAUGCUAGCAUUUAGUGUAGUUUGAUUGUGUAGCUUGUGGAUGUAACAUAGCAGAAAGACAACGGGUGAAAGUAAAACUCAUAUAUAUCGUA
Salvia splendens (bonfire salvia) is the source of this 1136-nucleotide messenger RNA. RefSeq names its product ubiquinone biosynthesis protein COQ9, mitochondrial. The transcript has 6 exons. Gene Ontology annotation, biological process: ubiquinone biosynthetic process. Lineage: Eukaryota; Viridiplantae; Streptophyta; Magnoliopsida; Lamiales; Lamiaceae. The coding region runs from base 47 to 922 and encodes 291 amino acids. Gene Ontology annotation, cellular component: mitochondrial inner membrane. The record is from RefSeq and is a predicted model, not a curated record. Gene Ontology annotation, molecular function: lipid binding.